Molecule: messenger RNA, 3530 nt
Organism: Equus caballus (horse)
Lineage: Eukaryota; Metazoa; Chordata; Mammalia; Perissodactyla; Equidae
Gene: SIPA1
Product: signal-induced proliferation-associated 1
Biological process (GO): regulation of small GTPase mediated signal transduction; activation of GTPase activity
Cellular component (GO): cytoplasm
Molecular function (GO): protein binding; GTPase activator activity
Source: RefSeq, a predicted model, not a curated record
AGGCGGAGCCGGCGCCCGGAGCGGUAGCGGGAGAACAGGCAGCGGGACCCCAGCGCGGGAGGCGGCCGCCGGCGGGAGCCCUAAAGGGCAGGAGCCGGCCUGCCGCCGGGCACCGAGCACCCGUGCCCGCCGAUGCGGCCCGGCGCCCACGCCAGGCCCGCGGCACGCCUAUGUGGGCCGGCGGCGUGGGGAGCCCGCGGCGGGGCGCCGCCCCCGCGCCCACCGAUGACCUCUUCGCCCGCAAGCUGCGCCAGCCCGCGCGGCCGCCGCUGACGCCGCACACCUUCGAGCCGAGGCCGUCCAGGGGCCCGCUCCUGCGCAGCGGCAGCGAUGCCGGCGAGGCCCGGCCCCCCACGCCCGCCAGCCCGCGCGCCCGGGCGCACAGCCACGAGGACGCCAGCCGGCCCGCCGCCGCCACCCGGCUCUUCACCGACCCGUUGGCCCUGCUCGGGCUGCCGGCCGAGGAGCCCGAGCCCGCCUUCCCGCCGGUGCCCGAGCCCCGCUGGUUCGCCCACUACGACGUGCAGAGCUUGCUCUUCGACUGGGCUCCGAGGCCGCGGGGGCCGGGGGGCCGCGCAGACGCCCGUUCUGGAACCCCCGCCCCGGCUGAGGACCAGACGGGCAGCUCGGACCUGCUGCUCGAGGCGCCUGGCUUCGUGAGUGAGCUCGGCGGCGAGGGCGAGCUGGGCCUGGGCGGACCAGUGUCCCCACCUGUGCCCCCUGCGCUGCCCAACGCGGCUGUGUCCGUCCUGGAGGAACCACAGAACCGAAGCUUGGCCUACAGCCUGGAGCACGCAGACCUGGGCGCUGGCUACUACCGCAAGUACUUCUACGGCAAAGAACACCAGAACUUCUUCGGACUGGACGAGGCGCUGGGCCCGGUGGCAGUGAGCCUGCGGCGGGAGGAGAAGGAGAGCAGCGGAGGGGGCACUCUGCACAGCUACCGCAUCAUCGUGCGGACCACGCAGCUCCGGACCCUCCGCGGCACCAUCUCAGAGGACGCGCUGCCGCCGGGGCCCCCGCGGGGCCUGUCCCCAAGGAAGCUUCUGGAGCACGUGGCGCCGCGGCUGAGCCCGACCUGCCUGCGCCUGGGCUCAGCUUCACCGAAGGUGCCACGCACGCUGCUCACGCUGGACGAGCAAGUGCUGAGCUUCCAGCGCAAGGUGGGCAUCCUGUACUGCCGGGAGGGCCAGGGCUCGGAGGAGGAGAUGUACAACAACCAGGAGGCAGGGCCGGCCUUCACGCAGUUCCUCACCCUGCUGGGCGACGUGGUGCGGCUCAAAGGCUUCGACAGCUACCGGGCGCAGCUGGACACCAAAACGGAUUCCACGGGCACGCACUCCCUCUACACCACAUACCAGGACCACGAGAUCAUGUUCCACGUGUCCACGAUGCUGCCUUACACCCCCAAUAACCAGCAGCAGCUCCUGCGGAAGCGCCACAUCGGCAACGACAUUGUGACCAUCGUGUUCCAGGAACCUGGCAGCAAGCCCUUCUGCCCCACCACCAUCCGCUCACACUUCCAGCACGUGUUCCUAGUGGUGCGGGCACACGCACCCUGCACUCCGCACACCUCCUACAGGGUGGCCGUGAGCCGCACCCAGGACACCCCGGCCUUUGGGCCAGCUCUGCCCCCUGGCGGAGGCCCCUUCCAGGCCAACGCCGACUUCAGGGCCUUGCUGCUGGCCAAGGCGCUCAAUGGCGAGCAGGCGGCGAGCCAAGCGGGCCAGUUCCACGCCAUGGCCACGCGCACGCGCCAGCAGUACCUGCAGGACCUGGCCACCAACGAGGUGACCACUACGUCGCUGGACUCGGCUUCGCGCUUCGGCCUGCCCUCCCUGGGUGGGAGGCGGCGGGCGCCCCCUCGGGGCCCCGGCGCCGAGCUGCAGGCGGCGGGCGCGCUGGUGUGGGGUGUGCGCGCGGCGCCCGGGGCGCGGGGCGCGGCCGGGGCCCAGACGGGCAGCCCCGACGGCGCCGAGGUACCCUGCCUGCUGGGCAUCUCGGCGGAAGCGCUGGUGCUGGUGGCGCCGCGUGACGGCCGCGUAGUCUUCAAUUGCGCCUGUCGCGACGUGCUGGCCUGGACCUUCUCCGAGCAGCAGCUCGACCUGUACCACGGCCGCGGGGAGGCGAUCACGCUGCGGCUCGACGGGCCCCCCGGCCAAGCCGUGGGCGAGGUCGUGGCGCGGCUGCAGCUGGUGAGCCGCGGCUGCGAGACCCGCGAGCUGGCGCUGCCCCGCGACGGCCAAGGCCGCCUGGGCUUCGAGGCGGACGCCGAGGGCUUCGUCACGCAAGUGGAGCGCUUCACGUUCGCCGAGACGGCGGGACUGCGGCCCGGGGCGCGCCUGCUGCGCGUGUGCGGCCAGACGCUGCCCAGCCUCGGCCCCGAGGCCGCCGGCCAGCUGCUGCGCUCGGCGCCCAAGGUCUGCGUCACCGUGCUGCCCCCCGACGAGAGCGGCCGGCCGCGCAGGAGCUUUUCGGAGCUGUACACACUGUCUCUGCAGGAGCCCAGCCGACGGGGGGCCCCAGAGCCUGUGCAGGAUGAGGCCCCGGGGUUGGUCCUGCUGCCCGCCACGAAGCAGCUGCUACAUUUCUGCCUGAAUAAUGGCAGCGGUCCUCCAGGGCCUGGGGACCUGGCCGAGGAGAGGACUGAGUUCCUGCACAGCCAGAACUCACCAUCACCCCGCAGCUCCCUGUCGGACGAGGUCCCAGUCCUGCCCAACACCACCCCGGACCUCCUCCUGGCCACCACCGCCAAGCCAGCCACACCUAGCACUGGCAGGGAGACUCCCCCCACCCAGGAUGGGCCAGGCAGCCCCACUGGUGAUGAGGACAGGGGCAACCCGGCCCCGGAGCUGAGGGCCUCCUUCCUGCCACGCACCUUGUCUCUGCGCAACUCCAUCAGCAAAAUCAUGUCAGAGGCAGGCAGUGAGACCCUGGAAGACGAGUGGCAGUCCAUCUCAGAGAUCGCCUCCACUUGUAACACCAUCCUGGAGUCGCUGUCCCGGGAGGGACAGCCCAUCCCAGAGAGUGGAGAUGCCAAGGGAACGCCAAAGUCUGAUGCUGAGCCAGAACCCGGCAGCCUGUCAGAGAAGGUCUCUCACCUGGAGUCCAUGCUCAGGAAGCUGCAGGACGACCUGCAGAAGGAGAAGGCGGACAAGGCAGCCCUGGAGGAGGAGGUGCGGAGUCUGCGGCACAACAACCGGCGGCUGCAGGCCGAAUCCGAGAGUGCGGCCACCCGCCUGCUGCUGGCCUCCAAGCAGCUGGGCCCUCCCAGCCCCGACCUGGCCUGAGCCAUCUCGUCCAGCCUUGGCCUGCCCGCGGGCCUGCUCAGAACCGCCCAGGACCUUCAGGGCACCGGCUCCCACGGGGCCCUGGGCCUUCCUCAGGAACUGUCCCUGCGCUUAAGCGCAUCUUAGCACUGCCCCCACUGCCCGGCCCAUUAUGUGGUGGCGAAGUUGCCCUUGCCACAUCCCAUCUGUAAAUAUUCUGUGCAGAAACCAGGACUUCAGGGAGUAAAGAAGCCACUGCUA